Verruconis gallopava is the source of this 2789-nucleotide messenger RNA. RefSeq lists its product as uncharacterized. Lineage: Eukaryota; Fungi; Ascomycota; Dothideomycetes; Venturiales; Sympoventuriaceae. The transcript is spliced from 3 exons. The coding region runs from base 1 to 2706 and encodes 901 amino acids. The record is from RefSeq and is a predicted model, not a curated record.
AUGAGCUCACAGUACCAACGCCAGCCAAAGGGAAAGGUCUGGCCCAUCGAACCAAAGGCACCGUCUCUAGUCUCGCUUUCGGUGCGAGAUCAAAACGUCCAACGUCCCCGCAAACGGUCCUCUUCGCUCAAAGUCGUUGCAUUAGGACUCAAAAAGGGCCUCUCAUCGCAGCACCUGCUCAAUAGUUCAGCGCAGGAAAGUCUCAAAGCACUUCGAAAGGGCAAACAUAGCUCUUGUUCUUCAUUGCAUGUAAAGAAGAACAGAUCAAGAGGUCUUGCCACUCAUGUUUCGAUAGCCGAGGUCGAGCACGACGAAGUCCUAGACUACUUAAGCAUCGAUAUCAAAUCAUCUAGUAUUACGCAUACAGGGCCUUUGGGACAAGUUGGGGAUGUCUCAUCACACAAUUUGAGUGAAAGACCACAAAAAAGGAGUCCUUCCGGCGAUCUUACUGACGAUACAUCCCAUACUGCUCUUCAAACGCGAAAGCAUUCGGCUCGCCAACUGAUCUCAAAGGUUGUUGGCACCAUGCACAAGAGAAAGCAGAGUGCGGAACUUUUUCAUGAAGAUACCAAGCGCGUAGAGGCAUGGAUUGAGAAGAUCAAUGCUGGUGUACCGCCAAUUGAUGCAAGGCAUACAAAUGGAUCCAUUGAGCCAUAUUUUCACCCUGGUAACAGCGGUGAGCGUGUAACGCUCAUAAAUGAACAGCUACUCAAUCAUCUGGAUGAACUCCCUGAUGAAAUCUUGUUUCCGGAACCAGUGCUGGCAGCAAGCACGCAACAAGUACCAAAUGUGCAUCCACAAAAUAGACAGAGAAGCGUCUCAUGGCCGGCCUCAGGAUCGAUGUAUGGCCAUGAACCAUGGCCGCUCUCGCUCCGGCUUCCAGUACGACUACGUGUUACUGCAAAAGCUGAGUUAGAUGAAGCAACUUCGACUUCGAAUGAAAGACUUUGGGCUGUCGUUCAAAUCCACGUAGAGCUCCCGAAAUUUUCUUCAGGCACAUCUCAUGAUAACAAUGCAAUCGCAGUUGCCAUCGUUUUGGAUAACUCGCGCCUAGCAACUCGAAAAGACGUCAAGAAAAUGUGUCUCGAGAUUAUGUCUCUUGCUGCCUCGUUGAAAGAAGGGGUCGAUCACCUGGGUGUGUACUGCACGUCAGCAUCAAAUAUAACAGAAAUUUGCGCUAUUUCUGUAGCUGUGCCAUUGAGCAUCCCAGUACUUCGAUCGAAGCUUGACGAGGUCUCGCAACGGUCAAGAGACAGCUUCCGCGUCCAGGAUGCAUAUAUACAAGCAGUUCAGGAUCUUCGCGCAAUACGAUCACACGAUGAGCAGAUGGUGCCUCUAAUAGCAGAAGACAUCGUUAUAAUCUCCUCAAGCUGUCUCGGCAUAGCCGAGUGUUUUCAGCAACGAUUGGAAGGUUUUCGCGUACACAUGGUCAAUCCUAGCCUAAUUCCAUAUUCGGAUAAGGUUCGAAAACAGCUUGUCACCACGAGGGCAACGCAGUUGAAACAUGUGCGAGAUUCUACCUAUUCACAUGAUAAUCUUGAGCAAGAGGACAACACUGUUAGCGGCUGGCUGAUCGACUCCACAUGUUGCCUGGCCAGCGACUGUAGCAGCCACCGUUCGCACUCACUAUCAGACGCCAUACUGUAUUCGAAAUCUCAAGCAAAUGCUGGCAGCGUAAGCAACCUGUCUAUCACCAUCAAUGAGAGUGAUGGUGCCAAAAUUCAAGAGAUAAACGGUAGUUUGUCGUAUCAAACCCUUUUGCCCGGUCAAAUGGUGUCGAUACCUAUCCGAGUUCAAAUCAAUCCGCUCGAUCCGAGGUUCUCCAUUGGAUCCAAUUCUGAGUUUGGGAGCUCACGUCAUCAUUCCAUAGUAGACGCCAUGUCAGAGCUAGAAUUGACCCUUGGAAACCAUCUCAGCGAGCUUUUCGAAGUACACAUCACCUAUAACCAUAGUUUCUUCCCCAAAAGCACUCGGCUUGAAGUACGCGAAAGCUGCUGGUUGUCGCGGAAUCUUCCCUCAACGACGAAUGAGGAGCUUGACUUACAGGUACGCAAAGAUUUGUCUCUGUUGAAACGUAACCCACGCGUCCAGAAGCAACUUGCACUGUGCAAAGCGGCAGCUAAGCCGCCUGCGGAGGCAUUACUUGAUCUGGAGAAGGUUGAAUCUGAGACGCUGUCUGAGGGUGUAAAAGGCUUUGUAGAUGCUCUAAAGCGGCGGCUCAGGCAUCGCAUUGCACUCCUCGGAGAUCCAACCUUCAUUGAUUAUCUCCUGUCUUCGGAUUAUCUUGAAAAAAGCCGACGGACAUACAAUGAAAACAUUACUGUCGAGGAGUAUUUGAAGGAGGUUCCGAAUCCCCUCUACACCGAGGACGAAAAAAGCCUAGACACAUCCACUGUUUUCGUAUGGAAUCAUCCGCGAUACAGCAGAUCGUCGGCAGAGGCAGAUGAGGGAGAGGCAAGAAAAAUCUGGCAGCAGAUUCGACGCUCCUCGAAAUGGAACAAACCUUCGAGAAUGCCAAACGAAAAAGCUGGAGAAAAUGGUGACAAGCACGUGGACACUUACGACCCGCAGAUUGAGGGGAUCCUUGAGACGGCAUUAAGGCAUGGGCGGAAGAUCAGCACCGCUACACUUAGGAGCAUCAUAAGGGAUUUGCGACGAAGCUCGAGUCUGACAGACGACGGUGUGUCUUUUGAGGACUUUGAGUAGUACUUUUAUCAAACGUUUAGUUUUCUGCAUUAUGGCUUAGCGAGGAUAAAAAGGUAGCGAUAAUUUUAGUAUGAUCCCUAUUG